GAGGUUACAAAGAAGAAGAAGAAGAAAAAGAAGCGAGGUGGCGGCGACAGGAAAAGGAGGAACAGCUGGGUAGUUGCUGUUUGGUGUUUGCUAAGUAAGGUAUAAGGAAGGAACUGCACUCGUGACGCCCCGGAAUGGCUAAGCUAAGUCUCCAAGUCAUGGCGGUGACGGUGCUGGUGUGUCUGGGCGCGGGGCUACUGGUGGCGGGGCAGGAGGCCGAUCCCACCUUCUCCUCCUCCCUCUGGUCACCCGGACGCAUCACGCAGGUGACGCUGGCGGUGCUUCAGUCCGCCCUGCUCACCUUCAUCCUGCUCUUCCCCGGCAUCAUGGACCCCAUCGUAAAGUUCAUCAACGAGAGUAUCGGCACGGCGGGGUCGAGGCGGCGGCGCGACGUGCAGGCCGUGGUGACUGAACAUGCGGCGGCCCUUCACGGCAUGGUGCUGGAUGCUGUGGACCGCUUCGAGGACAUGGACCAAGCCUUGUCCUCGCCCAUUAUUAGCUAAAGGGAAGGAGACUAAGCUGGAUGUACUAUACGUUGUUGUGGUGGAAGUAUAAAUAAAAUCUUAAUUAUAAUUAGU
Messenger RNA from Eriocheir sinensis (Chinese mitten crab), 578 nucleotides. RefSeq lists its product as uncharacterized. Bases 135 to 503 code for a protein of 122 amino acids. The transcript is spliced from 4 exons. The record is from RefSeq and is a predicted model, not a curated record. Lineage: Eukaryota; Metazoa; Arthropoda; Malacostraca; Decapoda; Varunidae.